UGCAUCAAUGGUUAGUAGCAUGUAAAUUGUAAAAUCAUGGGCUUCUUGAAACUCCGGCCAAAAAAAUAUUUCAGGAAUCGAUAUGAGAGACCUAAUCAACACUGAAAACCCAAAGAUUUCCACUCUUACAGAUUGAUUUUAUACUUAUUAAGUUGGUCCGUCUGUUAGACUACAUAGCCAAUGUCAGAAAUUCAGAUCGAAGCACUCAACUUAUUCCUCCACGACCAGGCAAAUCUUAGCAAAGAUACCAUACCGAACACUGUUUCUGCGGCAAGAAAACCUAAAUGGAAUUCAGAUGUUUCAAAACCAAACCAUAAGUCAUGUGCAUUUACUUCAUUGUCUGAUGAAUUCAUGCAAACAAAACUGCAUCAUCAACAUGCUCUCAAUAAGGUCCGUAGUAAACGUAUUCGUGCUGAAGAGACAGUGAAACAGUCUACAGUGGAAUGGUUGGAGAAUUAUGGGCUGAAAGCUAAACACCUGACAAUCGAUGAUUUUGUUGCAAUGGGUAAACUUUCGGAGAGUAGGAUGAGCAAGUUUAAUGAAAAUCCAACUGUAACAAUGGAUCAAAUUGUUGCUGAGUUUAAACAAGAUCCCCCGUCACAUCUUGAAUAUGACUUGAAGGAAGUUAAUGAAUUUGAAUGUGGUCUCCACGAAUCCAUUUAUUCUUACACCAAUCGAGUUAGGUGGUUAAUGCAAGAUACAAGGAAAAUAUUCGGUUUAAUUCGUGGUGAAAAUGUUGGCCUUUUGUUAGACAGUUCAGAUGCCAAUUUAGGAUUUAAUAGAGAUAAACAAUUUAAAAAACAUUUAAUUGAAUUAGUAAAUGAACAGCUGAAUUCAAAUAAAAUAAAAACGCUGUAUGUGGCAAGUUAUGGAACACAAAUCAAUGCCUUAUGGCCUUAUCCAAUGAAUGUGAAUACACGUGUAAUAAACGAGUUGAAAUACUUUAUCAAAGAGCAGUUGAUUCCAUCUGGUGGAUCCAAUUUGUUGACUGGUAUAAAACAUAUGAUCAUGUACGGCAGAAAGCAACUGGAUGUGAUCAUUAUAAUAUGCGGCAGUUGUCCCGAUCAACCUGCUCCAUUCAUUCUUCAAUAUAUAGAGCAAAUGUUGGCUGGUUUCAGUCUGCCUCGACUGCACCUAGUCGCCUAUGACUGUCAUAAUCCCGAUGUGAAUCAAUUAUUGGCCCAAGUGGCCACGAUAAAAAACGAUUUCAUUUAUCAUUGUCACUUAUCUGAGAAUGAAUCAGCUGUGUAUACAAGUGAUGAAAUUGCUCGUCUUUUAAAAGAAAUAUAUGAUGCACAAAAAGUUCUUGAAGUUGUUUGUAAUCUCAGGUUACAAAUGGAGAGUUCAUCGACUGUCGCACAGAAAGCUGUACAUGAAAUAAACAUGGCAUCUGAUGCUCUGUGUGAUUCGCCAAUAUAUUCACUACCUCAACCAAUAAAUACCGAGUCAUUGCACGGGAAGCUUCGAUUAAGCCAUUUGGAUAGGUGUUGCAGGCAAUGGAAGCCUUUUCAACCGACUUCUUCAAUUGAAUGGCUACAUAAACAUGGACUGAAAGCUCGAAAACUUAACUUAUUUCAGAUAUUAGCACCGAAUGCAUAUUCUCAAGUUGUUGGUUAUGUGCCAUCAAUCCAACGGUCGGUCAGUGCUCAAAUACAUGAAAAAUGCAUGGUUCAAAUGAGAUGGCUUGAUGGUUCAAUUAAAAAUGUUCACGUGAAUCUUAAUGAAUUGUAUAGAUACCAAAGACAGAUAACAAAUUUGGUUUGUUUGCUGGAGAAACGAAUACACUGGUUAACACAGAAAAGUCGAGGAUAUUUUGGUACAGUUAUCGAACCAAAUGCAAUAAUCCUUGUCGACUUAUCAGAAAAUAAUUCUGUCUAUAUGGUUCAUAUACACUAUUGUUUACGUCAUUUACUUGAGGAACAAAUUUCUACAAAAUCUAAAUUCAAUAUAAUCAUAUUUGGUUCAGAGCCGAAAGCUUAUCAGUUGAAUCUAGUCGAUGUGAAUGUUGACACAUUGCAAGCUUCCUGGGAAUGGUUUCAAACACAUCAUUGUUCUGGCAGUCGUAAUUUAUUAAGUGCAUUAAGAUUAGCUUUUGAAAGCCAAUCAGAAAAAGAUCUAUUUGAACUACCUUUGGGUAUUUAUCUAUUUACAUCAGGCAUCUCUGAUCAAGACAGUGAAGUGAUAUCGUCGUAUCUUGAAGCUAAACGUUGCACCUUUACAAACACUCAUGUACAUAUAGCGUUAUACAAUGUGAAUGAUUAUGAUAUUGUUACAAAUAAACAUUUACCAAGUCGUUAUGCAAAUAUUACAGAAACUGCUAAUUCUUUACGGGAAAUAGCUCAUUCAACACCGAAUGGACGUUUUCAUUGGUUCCGUGAGAAUGGUAUCAUUGAAAGUGAUGAUGUCCGUGUCCUACUGGAAGAAAUCGAUGAAGCUGUUAGUUAUUCAAAACAAGCUCAACUGCUGGUGGCAUCGGUUAGAGAUCAGCGAGUUGUAUCAAAAGAUGAUCAGAAUAAGUCUGAUAGAAGUGUGGUUUCAAAAGGUCUUCUUACUACUACCGCUGCUGCUGCUGCCAGUAAUAAUAACAAUCAAAUAACGAAUGGAUUAACUACUUCAAGUCAACUGGAACCACGCUUAAACUCAUUAACAUUGGCUAGAAAAGAUGCAAUUCAAGCGAAAAUAAAGAGUAUUUCUUUUGGCAACGAUCUCCAUUUAAAAUCCUUAACCUGGUAUCCAGAAAGCCAUUCUACUGACAGAACACAGUCUGCUUCUAUAAGAAAUAGAGUGUCUGGUAGGAGUAAAUCAAGUAUCACCGGGAAACCAAUUCAAAUUGGACGAUUCAACUGUCAGAUACCUACAGAAGAAGAAAAACUUACCAGUCGUGAAUGGCUACGUAAAUAUAGUAUACGUAGUUUGGGACUGAAUUUAACACGUCUUACAUCUGGAAUGGAUUGUAAACAUGAAAUGUCUUUUAUUAAUUCAACUCGAACACUUGUACAUGCACGCUAUUGUAGUGGUUUGUUCCCACUUGUUAAUGUGGCCGGGACACUUCGACAUCUUCAGUAUACACUGGAUGAACUGGAAGCUUUUAAACAAGAAGUAAUAAAAGCAUUGAAACGUUACAUUCAACGUUACAAGUGGUUAAUAACAGGCUCUAGAAAAUAUUUUGGUGUGAUACGUGAAGAAUGCAUCGUCAUUUUAAUUGAUACCUCCGGUUCAAUGGAUAUUCAUAUGAAUGAGAUAAAAACCCAACUGAAAAUUCUAAUCUGGGAACAACUACACAAGAAUAAGGUUCACUUCAAUUUAAUCGCUUUCAAUAGUUUGUUGACUGAAUGGCAAGAUUCAGGUCUAGUGAUCGCCAGUGAAAUGAACUGUCAUGAUGCAGUGGCAUGGAUUGAACAGUUGAAAGCUCUCGGCGGAACGUGUACAGGUGAAGCAAUUCUACGUGGUUUAAAUUAUUUGAAAAAUACAGUGCUGUCGGACCAGAUGAAAACUUCCAGUGAUUAUGACGGUACAAAUCUAAAUAAUAAUAAUAAUAAAAUGACUAAAGGAUUGUACCUAAUUACAGACGGUAAACCAGAUGUGAGUUGUUCUUCAUUGAUUGGGAAUAUUGAUAAAAUCUGGAAAUUCAAUGGAGAAAACACUGACGCUUCUAAGUCGGCAAGGGUUUCUUCAAGUCAAAAUAAUAAUAAAAUGAAACACUCAAAGAAGCGAAAAUUGAUACAACUACACAAAGGCCCACCAAUACAUACAAUUUCUUAUACAAAUGAUGAGAUUGCAGUAUCCUUCCUAAAAAAGCUAUCAAAUUUAACCAAUGGACGUUUUCACAGUCCGCUCAAUUUAACAUCGACAACCAAUGUGCUUUUAAACUAUUUACUACAGUCAAUAAAUGACAUUGAAACUAGUCAAGAUAAUUCAUCUGAUAAUCAAACUAUUAGUGAUAUUUUAUCGUAUCAUGAAAUACAAUCGGAUGAUAUCAGGUUAAUUCAAAAAGAAAUCUGUACAACUUAUCGGACACUAAACUGUUUAAAGUAUUUCCAAGAUGUAUAUAAAAAAACAAAACUGCAUAAGAAGUGAUCAUCAG
Messenger RNA from Trichobilharzia szidati, 4084 nucleotides. NCBI's taxonomy places the organism in Eukaryota, Metazoa, Platyhelminthes, Trematoda, Strigeidida, Schistosomatidae. The record is from the annotation of a GenBank genome assembly.